Molecule: messenger RNA, 1682 nt
Organism: Camelina sativa (false flax)
Lineage: Eukaryota; Viridiplantae; Streptophyta; Magnoliopsida; Brassicales; Brassicaceae
Source: RefSeq, a predicted model, not a curated record
UACAGCUAAUAUGGGCCACCCAGAUUUCUUAUCCGACCCGACCCGACUCGAUUAACCCGGAUCUUCUCUUGUUCAAAAUAAAGCAGAGAGAAAGCAAAAAAUAAUACUUUUACUUUCAUUUGGUACUGAAAGGGUCGGAGGGAGUUACUUGCUCCGUUGCUCCGGUCAAGUCACGGCGAAGAGGUUGGAACUGAAUGCGAAUUCGUUGUCAGAAUCUCGUUUAGAAGAUAAGAGAAGAAUUCAGACAAUGGAGAAGGAAUUGUUGAAUUGCUACCAGGAGAUUGAUUACUUGCGGGAUCAAGUAAAUGUCAGAGGCCUAGAAGUGAACUACCUGAGUGAACGUGUGCUCGAUCUUGAAGUCAAAGUAAACGAAUCAGGGAAUUUGGAAGAAGAAGUUCAAUUUUUGAGGGAGGAGUUGUGUACGUCAAAAUCUGAGCAACUAUUGUUGUUGCAAGAACUUGAGAGCACAGAAACUGAGCUACACUUGUCUAGGUUUUCUGUUGAGAAGCUGGAGGAGUCUAUCUCAUCCUUGACAUUGGAGUCUCAGUGUGAGUUAGAAAGCAUGAAACUUGAUGUAGUAGCGUUGGAGCAGGCAGUCUUUGAUGCUAAGAAAGUUCAAGGAGAAAGCAUCCAAGAAAACGAGAAGUUAAGAGAAAUAGUCAAGGAGCUACAGUUGAAGUCUCGAGAGGCACAAGAGAAUGCUGAGUGCUUAGAAAAGCAAAACAAAGUGCUGAGAGAGAGAUGUGUAGCCUCUGAAAGGAACAUCGCAGAAUAUUGUCAAAGGUUUAAAGAACGAUGGGAAAGUGAAAGUGAAUCGCCUGUAAAUUUAGAGUGUUUCUUUGCUGAAUUGAACCACAUGCUUCCAGUACCUGAUGAAGCCCGAGAAUGUGUCCAUGAGAUCAUCAAGAAAGCAGGGAUUUUCAAGGAUGCGAAACUGAGAGACAAAAUGGAGGAUAUGGCUAGAAAGAUAUGUGAAUAUGAAGAUCUUGUAAGGGAGCUCAAGGAUGAGUUGAAAGAAGAGAAACUAAAGGCCAAGGAAGAAGCAGAGGACUUAACACAAGAAAUGGCUGAAUUAAGAUAUAAAAUGACAUGUUCGUUAGAGGAAGAAUGCAAGCGGCGUGCAUGCAUCGAACAAGCAUCAUUACAAAGAAUAGCCAAUCUAGAGGCACAGAUCAAGAGAGAGAAGAACAAGUCCUCAACUUGCUUAAUACCUCUUUCUGCCGUAUAGAACAGCAAAGGUUUAAACUUGGAAUCACCGUUAAUGCCUCAGAGAAGCCUUAAGCUAAUAAGGUUCGAAUUUGUAUACAUUUCAAGUGUACAUAAUCCAAUUUGAAUGGGAGAUUGGAAUAUAGAUUUCAUCUCUGUGAUUGUGUAUAUAUAUAGAAAUUGAGUUUUAAAAGUGUGAAACUGCUUCUUCAUGUGGCUUUUCGUUGAGCAACAUUCAGAGAUAUUGAGAUGAAUGAAUCUCUAGAGAAUGUUGAAACUGAAAGGCAAUGAUCGUUGACCAAGAAGCUUCCUACUGGCUUGUUGGACUCUAUUUGAUGGGCCUGUUGUAAGCAGAGUUCAAUAGGGCCGAGUUGAUCUGAUGGUCCAUUCUUAUCACUUUUAAUAUUCUUUUUUUUCUUCUUGUUUUCUUGUAAAAAAAAAAAAAAUCUUUAAUAAGAGUUGUUCCAUGUCAUGAA